Gadus chalcogrammus (walleye pollock) is the source of this 3693-nucleotide messenger RNA. Its product is annotated as OTU domain-containing protein 1. The transcript has a single exon. Bases 372 to 1754 code for a protein of 460 amino acids. The record is from RefSeq and is a predicted model, not a curated record. Gene Ontology annotation, molecular function: cysteine-type deubiquitinase activity. Lineage: Eukaryota; Metazoa; Chordata; Actinopteri; Gadiformes; Gadidae. Gene Ontology annotation, biological process: protein deubiquitination.
CGACGCCACCGCGGCGGCUCGAGGCGCGUCUGAGCGCUGGUCACCGGAUGGUUCGCAUUCUCUCGGGGUGCUGAACGUUACCGAAUGUCACCGGAAGCCGACCAUGACACGACCUGAAAGAGGAGAGGCGCUGAAUAUAACACGUCAAGGUCUAAAAUUAGUUAGGUUCGGUGCCCUACACGCAUGACGCGCACGACGGCUCAACUUGACCGCGUCCCUUCCCCGCAGUGGGUGGUGGGAUUCACGGCCAUGGAAACGUCCACUACAACUCUCAUGUUGUCUCUCUUGACGACACGCGGUAUUUUUAGCCGUGGCGGUCACCGUCCCCCUCUCAACAGCCGCCACACUUCAAUAUAAAGCAGCCGGGCACCAUGCGGCAGUACAGCAGCGGUCUGACGCAUUACCCGCGCGCAUCCAGCAAAGUCUUCAUAACUUUACGACGCGGAUCGGAGCUGUUGAACGAGACGACUAGUUCAGAGAAUAAGGGAACCGACACACAGCACGGGACCCCUCCAUCUUCGACGACCUGUAACGGUAAAACCGGGGAUAAACUAUACACAGCGCAGUCGCCACCUUCCGUAAGAGACAUGCCCGCGUUCUCCUACUACGAGGCUGUGCCGGUACAUCCGGUCCGCUUCACCACCACGGCGGAAGUCAUCGUCCGGCGCUCCGGUGAGAGGUCGGUACCGAUCCACAUCACCACAGAGAACAGGAGGAAGAGCCAGUCUCCGGUACCUGGGUCUCCGGACUGGGAGGCUUCACACCUCACCGAGCCUGACACAAACAGGAUUCUCUCGAGUCUCUUUGAACAUCUGAGCAACGGAACCGAACUCUUCCCCUCGGAGUCGGACGGUCCAUCCGGACUUGGAAAUGGUCUUUUCAGUAGCUCCGACGGGACGAACGGAAUCGAUACCGGUAGGGGCCGAGAAGAGCGGGACAGAGAAACGGCGCGAAAUCCAAACGAAUCAAGAAUCAUUGUACCGCCACUGGACGUGGGACCCAUCACAGGUGACUGUUUGGUGAUAUCAUCCACAACCCCAGAGGAGAACGGGGAGGAGCCCAUCCUUCUGAAGGAGUCCAGCAGAGACUCGGAGGACCGGGGAAUCCAGUCCCCGGUCCAUGAAGCCCCCCUCCCCCUGGGUCUGCGGGACCAGGUGAGCCGGUACCUGGCGGAAGUGGAGGAGCAGAACGCCUACCUCCGCGAGAGGAACAAGUUUCGCUUUCAGGUCAUCCCAGACGGGAACUGUCUGUAUCGUGCGGUGUGUCGCGCGACCUCCGGCGACCAGUCGGGACACUUGGAGCUGCGCGAGCGCACCAUCCACCACAUCGCAGACCACCUCGAGCAGUUUAGUCACGUGAUUGAGGGUGACGUAGGCGAGUUCCUCAUCAGCGCGUCGCAGGACGGCGCCUGGGCCGGAUAUCCGGAGCUGCUGGCCAUGAGCCAGAUGCUACAAGUGCACGUUCACCUGACCACGGGGGGUGGCGCGCGCAGUCCCACAGUCUCCACAAUGGUGCACUACCUGGGCGGUGACGAGCACGAGAGCGAGUGCACGCCCCCGCGACCAGACGACAUCUGGCUCAGCUGGCUCAGCAACGGACACUAUGACGUCAUACUGGACCAGAGUGACGUCCCAAACCCGGAAUAUGAGGACUGGUGCAUGCAAGCGCAGGCGCAGAGGAGGCGGGACGAGGAGUUGGCGCGCGCCAUGGCCGCCUCUCUCUCCCGAAUGUACCUGGAGCAGAAUGGAAAGUGACGCAAUAGACUGAAGUUGAACCUAUGAUGCACUGCAACUUGCACUUUCUGUUUCUAACUUGUUUUUAUGGGAUUUAAAUUAUUUUUCUAAUAAGUUUUUGUACUACUAGAACGAAGUGCAGUGCACCUGGUGUUCCCUCUGUCGCUCAGGCGUGCAGAUGUUUUUAUAAAGUUAGUUUUUGUGACGAUUAAGAUUAUUUUUUUGUGUUUGUUAUUUCGUAUCUUGACUUUAUUUUCAUGUAUUCCUACAUAAAGUCUGAUUUUCGCUUGUGACCUGGUUGUUGCCUGUUCAUUAUCCUGCUCCUUUUCACUCAUUAAAAUCUUAAAGGAUUUGAGGUUAUAGUAAUACAUUUAAGUGUCGACAUAUAACUUCUCAUAUCGGCCGACUAAAAACAUGAUGCACCAGGAUUGAAUUGCAUAGGAUUGCAUUACUUCUAAACGCAUGAUCGCUAGUUUCAAUAGCCUUUUAUUUUUAGUAAUAGAAGAAUCAUAAGAAGUCACUUCAGCUUCUUUGUUCAUAAAUGAUAAUCAAAAACCAACAAAUAAAUCUUCACAAAGUCCACCAUCACUUCACUCCUCUUGAGGCAGUAAUUGUGUCGUAUUGGCCACCAGACGGCGCAAGAAGCUUCCUGUACACCUGAAGUGGCCAUCAAUCUCACAAGGCCGUAAGUGAAAAGACAGGUGAAAUAUCAGACAAUAAGGUAAUGAACUAAUAAUGUCAAUCAUUUAUAGGUGUUAACACGCUGCUCGCUGCCUAUCUGUGAACUAAAUGUUGAGACUAAGCAUUUGGAAUGGAUAAUACCUCCUAUGGAAUCGACAGUGAUGCAGUCACUAAAUUAACCUAAUUGUUAAGGUAUCCUUUAUUGUCCCUUAUGAUGGAAAUUCUUUCUCUGCUUUUGACCCAUCCGGGAGCCGGUGAACACACGCACACCGGCACACCCAGAGCAGUGGGCAGCUGCAGCGCCCGGGAGCAGGUUGGGGUUUCAGGUGCCUGGCUCGAGGGCCCCUCAUCCGUGGUUGAGGAUGUAGGAGAGUGCUGCACUACUAUACACUCUGGACUUACGAGUCAAACUCUGGACUUACGAGGUAUCUGGAACACACCCAGGCUGUGAGCUUAACCAAGCAAUGUACAAGGAAAUAAAAUGAAGUAGUGCAGGCUUCGUGUCAAAAAAAGUUGAACCUCUACCUGCCUCAUAAUGAGCUGUUUUUGUACUGUCUAACAAUCCCUGCUCCUUAAGACUUAAUUGUCUGUCACCGGUAGAGGACUGUGGGGUCGACUGUGAAACUAUCAAAAGUCAAGUCGGUGAAUUUUGUGUGGGAGGAAAAAGCCCUCCCCUCUUCAAUUACAUUAAUAAUGUGAACAACUCCCAUGUUUAAGCAUAUUACCAUAUUGACAAGAGACACCGUGUGGGAUCAAACCAACGUUUUUACUGCUGCUAGGGGGAACUUUUCUCAGCUACAACACAACACCCCUAUAAACUAUCUAUGUCGAUACCACCACUUUACACACAUUAUUAUCCCAGAGAAAAGAACAAGUCCCUGUUUGUCUGACAUACACACACGUGGGUCAGGGUGAUCAACUGCUACGUAUGGAUGAAGAGUCCCUGAAACUGGGACAUUUAAUUGAGAUCUAUUACAGCUAUCCCAAAAUAUCAACAUCCGUGGUGCUCUGUAAUUGCGCCUCAAUAUAAGUGACAUGUAAAUAGGCGGUUGGAGACACUAUGCCCCUGUGUGGCACAGGCAAGCCAUUGCGCCUGGAAAUGGAAUAGGUGUAAACCAUUCUAUGUCUUGAAGUUUAUUCAGUGAACACAUUUCAAUUUGCAACCGGUCGAUGAGAUUAAAGUACAGCACUGAAGGAGAACCAACAGCUUUUGACCAACAAUAUAACUUUUUGUGUGUGUUUGAUAGCCAUAUCUGGUACUCGAGAUACAGAAUUGAGA